AUGGUAAAUGGCAAGAAAGGGGCGGCAAGAUCCGACUUGAAACUUGAAAGCGAGUUUGAAUGGGCUAUCAGAAUUCCAGAAAGGGCUGUUAGGGCAAGGGCUUCAGUUAAAUUAGCUUUCCCCAGCCUCGUUCGGCUAAGCCGGAAAGAGUUAUCUCACUGGCUGAACGAAAUAAGGAGCAAAAGCCGGAUCUUCGAACUUAAGAGCAGAGAAAACCUACUUCCUUCAGUACGGGAAAGAGUUGCUCUUUCUGCUUUAGGUGCAGCCAGUAAGGGCCUUAGCAAUAAGAUUAGGAAUGGGCCUAAGCGCAGGAAGGGAGCAGGGAGAAGCAGCGGGGAGAAAGAAAUCGUCUUGAGGUAG
Molecule: messenger RNA, 360 nt
Organism: Dovyalis caffra
Lineage: Eukaryota; Viridiplantae; Streptophyta; Magnoliopsida; Malpighiales; Salicaceae
Source: the annotation of a GenBank genome assembly